UGAAACUCUAGUGGUUGGAGCCCGGGCAGAGCGUGAGGGAGCCGGCGCUGGCGGGGCUACCUUUACUACCCGCGCACAGCCGUGCUGACUGGACUCUCCAGCGGGUCGCCAUCCCGAAGCGGCGGAAGCUUGGGUUCCCAGCCCGACGCGAACACAGCCCGAGUCCCUGUCCCAGAGGGAAUCGCUCUCUGCAGACCAGUGGGACCCCGAAACUUGAACGCAACCCCCCUUUUCAAGCCUUUGUCACUUCCCCAGCUUUCUCCCAACGCGUUCUUUUUUUUUCCUCCUCUCCCAUUCUCUCUCCUCCGAAGGACACAAAAGUGGCUUCCGCUGAGAUAUUAGGAGGCGGCAGGGAGCUUUUUUUCCCUUUGGAGAGCGACUGUGUAGGAAGGAUUUUUCGGGAGGCGGCUUUUUAACACCACUGCUCUGUGCUUUCAGAGCCUCUCUGUAACCCUCUGAGCGCGAUGUACAAUACGGUGUGGAGUAUGGACCGCGAUGACGCAGACUGGAGGGAGGUGAUGAUGCCCUAUUCGACAGAACUGAUAUUUUAUAUUGAAAUGGAUCCUCCAGCUCUUCCACCAAAGCCACCUAAGCCAAUGACUUCAGCAGUUACAAAUGGAGUGAAGGACAGUUUCAUUUCUCUUCAAGAUGCAGAAUGGUACUGGGGAGAUAUUUCCAGGGAAGAGGUAAAUGACAAAUUACGGGACAUGCCAGAUGGUACCUUCUUAGUUCGUGAUGCCUCAACAAAAUUGCAGGGGGACUACACGUUGACUCUUAGGAAGGGAGGAAAUAAUAAGUUAAUAAAGAUCUAUCAUCGGGAUGGUAAAUACGGCUUUUCUGAUCCCCUGACAUUUAAUUCUGUGGUGGAACUCAUUAACCAUUAUCACCAUGAAUCUCUUGCUCAGUACAAUCCCAAACUCGAUGUGAAGCUGAUGUACCCAGUAUCCAGAUACCAACAGGAUCAGUUGGUAAAAGAAGAUAACAUUGAUGCAGUAGGUAAAAACUUGCAGGAGUUCCACUCUCAGUAUCAGGAGAAGAGUAAAGAAUAUGACAGGCUGUAUGAAGAGUACACCAGGACAUCUCAGGAAAUACAGAUGAAGAGGACUGCAAUUGAAGCCUUUAAUGAAACUAUUAAAAUAUUUGAGGAGCAGUGUCAUACCCAAGAACAACACAGUAAAGAAUAUAUUGAGCGUUUUCGCAGAGAGGGGAAUGAAAAGGAGAUUGAACGAAUUAUGAUGAAUUAUGAUAAGUUGAAAUCACGUCUUGGUGAGAUUCAUGAUAGCAAAGUGCGCCUGGAGCAGGACUUGAAGAAACAAGCUUUGGACAACCGGGAAAUAGAUAAAAAAAUGAAUAGCAUCAAACCUGACCUGAUCCAGCUGCGUAAGAUUCGGGAUCAGCACCUUGUAUGGCUCAAUCACAAAGGAGUGAGGCAGAAGCGCCUGAAUGCCUGGCUGGGGAUCAAGAACGAGGAUGCUGAAAGCUAUUUUAUUAAUGAAGAAGAUGAGAAUCUGCCACAUUAUGAUGAAAAAACCUGGUUUGUGGAAGAUGUCAACCGAGUACAAGCAGAGGACUUGCUUUAUGGGAAACCAGAUGGUGCAUUCUUAAUUCGUGAAAGUAGCAAGAAAGGAUGCUAUGCUUGUUCUGUGGUCGCGGACGGGGAAGUGAAGCACUGUGUGAUCUACAGCACGGCUCGAGGAUACGGCUUUGCAGAACCCUACAACCUGUACAGCUCGCUGAAGGAGCUGGUGCUCCAUUACCAGCAGACAUCCCUGGUUCAGCACAAUGACUCCCUCAACGUCAGGCUCGCCUACCCUGUCCAUGCACAGAUGCCCUCACUCUGCAGAUAAGCAGGGUGGGAAGAGACAUGGCUCUCCAGCAUUUUCCUAUGGUUUUAAUUAGACUAUGACGAGGGCAUUCUUUCUACGUAGACUGCUUGUUUUGCACAAGUGAUUCUGUGGAUGUGAAAUGGAGAGGCCGAGCAGUAGCUGGCCAGGAUUUGGGGAUAAACGAGGGGCCCGGGGUCUCUGGACUCGCUGUGCUGCUGCACUCAUGUACUGAGCUGGAAGCAGAAACUGGUUUCAUGGGGGAUUUGUUUUGUUGUCAGGCACCUUGAACAGAAGAGUUAGACUUGUUGUGGGUGGGGGUGGGGUUUUUAUUUGGAAGCCUCUUAAGAGUCCAUGUCCUCUUGUCUUCAGCUCUGAGAAUGCAGCGGGUCAUGGUUUUGUUGGGAGUUGUUUUGCUUUUAUACUCUCCCCCCAUAAGAAGCAGCUAACUUUGGUUCUGUGAUAAGAUGGGGUUUGGUUUGGGUGGAAAAAGGCAACCAAAGGAAAUAGGGAGGUGUGGGAUUUCAUUUACAGAAUCUAAACCAAGGAGGCAAAAGACCCCUUCAGUCAAUUUUAUCAGCAUAAUUUAGGCUUCAGAAUCUUACCAUCUCCUCCCUCUAACGCACUAUGUUCAUGAACCAACAAAGCAACAUUGUCAGACCAGGGUCUAAGGGGAGAAGGUAACACUAGUAGCUGAAUGUACACUUCUGUACCAAAACUUGACAGAAAACUACAAGUGUGAGUUUUAACAAACACUAAAAUUGGUCAGUGUGUUUCCUUUUGCCCUGGCCUUGUUUUUGAGAUGAAUAGAAUUGUCUUGUGGAGAUAGUGAGCUUUGAGUCAUAUUGAAGUCGGUGCUUGUGUGGUGUUUCUUUAGCCUAAAGAAUGAUGUUUGAAACCUUUGUAACUAGUUUUAUGAGUAAAGAAAAGGUGCAAUCCAGUGCUUUUAGAUGGCUUGAUAUAUACCAAAUAAUGAUAGAGAACAACAUCGUUGUGUGUUCCCCCAAGUUUAAAAGCCUUGCCAAAACUAUACAAGGAUUAAUUUGCCUUCAUCUCCCCUUCCUUUUCUGGGUAGGGUUUAGGGAGCCAUAGGUAGCUAAAGGACGACUCAGUUUGUGGUCAGAGACCUCAGUGAAUCACAGACACGUGGGCCCUUGUGUCCAGGGUGAAGGGCCCAUCACAUUACACAUUCUGCAAUGUGGCUGAAGCUUUUGCCAAGAGAGGGGCUACUACAGCUUGGAGUUGAGACUAUCUGAGGGGAAGAUCUACAAGCUUUCCUGUUUGCCACUGAGUUAGUGUCACAUCCUUUCUUCAUGCUUCAGUGGCUGUGAUUUUAGGCCAGGAAUCUUCUGCUCCAUGUGGCUUAGGCCUUCUAGCUAAGUGAAAUUCGUUAGGUAGAGGACAGGCAUCUAUUCCUGGCUUCAUACUCAUUUAACAGAGUCCAGCUGCUUCAGAGCCAAUCCUGGAGCCAUAACAGACUCAGUGUGACUCAGCUGCUUGAGCCUAAUGCUAUGCAGUCAGGCAUUCUAGUUGAACAAGUCAAGCAGCCAGUACCUGGGUCUUGGCUCAUAGGCUUCUAUCAGGGAAGAUCACAUGUGGGGGGCCAAAAUAAAGAGGAACAUCAUUUUCCCUGAACAUUUACUUUGGUGACAGUGUCUAGAGAGAACCACAGUAUUAGAGAGAGAGCAACAUUUUUGGAAAGUUGUCAUCAAAGUAAGGAUAGAAAGAAAAGGCAUGUCAUUCUCUUUUGAGAAUGAGAGGAAAUUGAUCUCAAGGCCCUCCCUGCCUUUCUCAAAAUUGCCAGCCUGAAAUCUCAGUUUACCAGGUAAUGCCAGGCUGUUUGCUGACUUUACCUGAUUGAACUUGCUGAAGCAGGUCCAUGAUCAGGCUAAGAUAUAAGGAAUCCCUGUCUGGCACUAAAGCUUUAGUAUGUCCAGGAUGCUUUCUUCCCCCCAAAUAAGUCAAAAUGGACUAUCUAUAGCUGCAGUGUUGAAUAUUGUCAUUACUCUGUAGGGCAGACAUGGAGGAUGCACAGGAGACAGACAGAGAGCAGAAUCUUUGCAUUGACACCGGUGCUCAACUGUGGAGAAAGGCUGUUUUUCAGUCCUAUAUUCUUUCCCUUUAAGUGAUCCACCUUGUGAGAUCUAAGAUCAGCUAAUAAAUUGGAAGGAAUCUUUUUCUGACAAGUUCCCACACGAUUUACUCGGUCCUGAGCUGUGGAAAUGGCAUGAAGACCAGUCUCCUAACAGUGGUCCUUGUGUCUGGGGAAGUCAGCAUGUUCCUAUGGCUCCAUGGCUCAGAAGCAGGUCAUGGUCUUCUUCCCAAUGUUCUGUCCCAUGGUCUGGCCCUGAGACUAUAUCUCUUUUGGCAUCUUAACUGCAGUCUCACUGACUAAAGCUGAGGGUACAGAGACAGAUUAACCAGAGAUGCAGAUCAGCCAGCCCCCAACAUGAACGCAGCUUUUGGUUGGCUAGAUACACUUGUCUUUUAAUAACAAAACAAUGCUGUUUACACCUGGCAUCAUUCAACCUAUGUUCUUGUCACUGCUCCCGCCAUAGAUGAAGAUAGCCUACGUUCCACUCCUCCAUACAUCAUAGGUCUCCACAUUUACUUCAGACUCUUUGAGCCAGUGUAUGGUAUCUUCCACGUGUCUCACCUUGCUGCCAGGUACCAGCUCCAUGUAUUCUCCUGAGCUUAAAAAAAAUUGUAUCUGAGCAAUUUCUGUUCUCUAGGAUGAUCUCUGUUGCCAGUCAGGACCUCAGAGUAGAGCUCUGUGAAGUUUCCAUGGCAUCAAAAACCAGAGGGUCUAUGCUUGGUCCUUUGCUACCAACUGUUCAGUUUUUACUUAGCUCUAGCCAUUUGUGACAGCCAACCUUGUUUCUUUACAAAUCCUCGCAUGUAACUUUGGUAUCCUGUUGUUUCUUGUGAAAAAAUCUAUUCUGUUGUCUUUGAUGUAAUAAAAAAAAAAUUCAUGUAGUUUAUGUAAAAAUACCUAACUCAGAAGGAAGCCAAUUGUGUCUUGUGUGGGACAAUUCAUAAUGUAGUUCCUAGACCACUUUUGCAAUUGUUCUUGUCACCAAAUGUGUUUGGACAUUGCUGUGCAGUUGUGGGGCAGGGGUGGGAGGAAGGUAAGGCAAGAACAUUGUUGGGCUUUUUUUGUUGUUUACCUUCUCCAAGACUGGGAUGGUCUGGCUGACUCGAUCCAGAUGCAAUAAAAAUAUUGCAACGAA
Molecule: messenger RNA, 5053 nt
Organism: Cricetulus griseus (Chinese hamster)
Lineage: Eukaryota; Metazoa; Chordata; Mammalia; Rodentia; Cricetidae
Source: RefSeq, a predicted model, not a curated record